This is a messenger RNA of Coccinella septempunctata (seven-spotted ladybird), 1319 nucleotides long. RefSeq lists its product as uncharacterized. The record is from RefSeq and is a predicted model, not a curated record. The transcript is spliced from 2 exons. Bases 185 to 1072 code for a protein of 295 amino acids. Lineage: Eukaryota; Metazoa; Arthropoda; Insecta; Coleoptera; Coccinellidae.
CUUAUUUCUUUCCAUAUUUUAUUACCAUGAAAAUUGAUCCCCGCCACAAACCGAUCGACGCGCACUGACGAGUCUGACGACGCGACGCAUCAACUCGUUUGACCUCAAAUCGUGUCGGCCGACGAGAGAUCGCUUCGCCAGUUCAAAGCGACUUGUCGGCAAUUCGAUCAUUAGUUCCUCAAAAAUGGAAGAAAGCACGUUGAGGCUGCACUGGACGAUGGAGAACAUCGAAAAAUUCAUCCGUUUGUACAGACAACACGAGUGUUUGUGGAACCCUGAACUGGAGAGUUACAAAAAUAUCCAGAUGAAGAAAUCGGCGGUGCAUAGAAUAGUCGCCGAUAUGCGAAUGACAGGAUUGACACCUAUAGUGGCCAAGGAAAGGAUCAGAUCGAUCAGGACCAUGUAUCGCAGGGAACUGAACAAAGUUAUAAAAUCCUCUGUGAGCGGGGCAAGUGGUAAAUACGUGUAUAAGCCGAAAUUAUUUUGGUUCGAACAGAUGGACGCUUUUCUCAGACCAAUCGCGAUUUCACGGAUGGAUGCUGCAAAUUUGGGUUGUAGAAGCAUAUCGACAUCUCAAAACGCAGACACCAACGAGGACAGUGACGACAAUUUCUCCUUCCAAGAACACAGAGUCGACGAGGACUUCACCGAAGAUACUUCUUUGGCGCACAGCGAAGAACACAGAUCAACUUCAAAAUGUUCCCCUUCCAUAGAACAAUCUUACAAAAAACGAAAGUUAUCAACGAAUGAUUUAUACGGUCUUCACGAAUCGCAAUCAAACGGUAAUAAUCUAUCUUCAGAAGAAAAUGAAUUCGAUAUAUUUGGCAAAUUCAUUUCUGCGCAACUGAAGAAGCUUCCGUUGAUAACCGCCCUCCAGUGCCAACAGAAAAUUCAGGAUUUUCUCACUUCCAAACGCAUAGAGAUUCUGGAAUACCACAACGCCCGUAGAGCAGAAAAGUCUGACAUAUCUCGAGGAGCUUCACCUUUUUCUAGUUUUAUUGAUGUAGACUACGAGGAGAAACCAAAUAUAGUCAACAAGGAUGAUUUAUAUGAAGAAAAGAAUUCUAACUGAGGUUUUAUAAUGCACUGUAUGCAAACUGUGAUAUUUAUCAAUUGUUGAGGAUUAUGGGGAAUGGAUAAAUUGUACAUAUGCAUAUAUAUGUAUAUUCUUCAUCACCAGCAUCCGCCUUCUGAUAUUCUCCUCUUCAAGAAAGGUAGAGAAAUUAUCAAGUGGAAUCACUUCUAUUUAUCUUGAAUAUUGUAGAGUUUGAAGGAUAUGUAGCGCACAAAAGCAAUAACAAAAAUGGAAAAUUUUUAGA